AUGUCGAACACUGAGCAAAGGCCAUUUGUGCCUUCGAAAAGAAUCAAUACCGACUACCCUCUUAUCGACAGUGACCCACAUAUCAAACGAGUACUCAGCUAUGCACGACCAUCGGACUAUGCGGUCGGAGCAGUGACAGCUACCGCUGGACCGGGCUUGAUGUUAUUGUGGGAACAAGUUGCACCUUCACUUGUUGGAAAGGGAGGAUUUGCUCCGAUUAUGCGAUUAUCGGGGGUUAUUGGUGCUGGAGCUGGGUUCUUCAUGUUUUACCAACGUUCUAUACUGCGGUUCUACGGCUUCACAGAAAAUAAGCGCGAGCAAGACCGGGAUAUGAAAGAAAUGGUUAGCAAAGUCAGGAAAGGAGAGUCUUUAUAUGGUGAAAGCGCAGCUACACCAUAUAUGCAGGGAGUCGCAUCGAGAAACUCAAGAUAUGCAGGAGUUUUCUUGCAUGUGAUGCCUUGGUUCAAUUUGGUAAAUCAUAACCAACAUGGAGUGGAUACCGCCAAGUAUUACCAACAAGCAGAGAGGGAGUUGGAGGCUGAAAGGACAGGAAAGGGUUUGACGAACUAG
Sclerotinia borealis F-4128 is the source of this 570-nucleotide messenger RNA. The record is from the annotation of a GenBank genome assembly. Lineage: Eukaryota; Fungi; Ascomycota; Leotiomycetes; Helotiales; Sclerotiniaceae.